UGAAACUACUGGUCGAUAUUGUUUGUGUUUGACAGAUACAUACUUCAGAGAUUUUAGUGUUUUCCUCGAAACUCAGAUUCUAAAUAAAUAAAUAAAUAUGGAGACCCAAAGUAGCGAUUUCAGUGAUCUAAAACCGGCUCCACAUGAGUAUACGCCGCGUUUAAAUGAAGUGGCACAAAAGUUUCUUGCCGAUCUGGAGGAAGAACGUCAGCGUCUGUCGGAACAGUUUCCCCUUUGUGGACUACUAAUUGAUGAGGCUGUGGAUCGUGUUUAUUGCACUGGCCGCAUUCCUGGCAAGGAAUUCUACGCGGAUGUGUAUAAGCAGAAGCCCAUGAAAAUCACACAGAAAGUGUUUGUACCCGUUAAGCAAUAUCCAAAGUUCAAUUUCACUGGCAAAAUCCUAGGUCCCAAGGGCAAUUCCCUGCGUCGCCUGCAGGAGGAGACCCAAUGCAAAAUUGCCAUUAAAGGUCGCAGCUCCAUACGUGAUCGCAACAAGGAGGAACAAUUGCGAAAUUCAGGUGAUCCACGCUAUGCCCAUUUACAAAAGGAUCUGUUCCUUGAAGUCAGCACAGUGGCCACUCCAGCUGAAUGUUAUGCACGCGUUGCCUAUGCCCUGGCCGAGAUACGUAAGUAUCUAAUUCCAGAUAAAAAUGAUGAAGUCUCACAUGAGCAGCUGCGCGAACUCAUGGAAAUGGAUCCCGAAUCGGCCAAGAGUAUUCAUGGUCCCAAUUUGGAGGCUUACAGAUCCGUUUUUGAUAAGAAAUUUGGUGGUCCCGGUAGCAGCGCGGCACCCAAAUAUUUGAAUCUUAUCAAGCGAGCUGCGGAAAAUCCGCCUGAACUCGAUGAGGCUGAUGAGGUGGCUUAUGAAUAUGAGCAUCGUAUGCCUAUAAAACGAGAGCCACACGCCGGAUAUCAGUACAGCAAACCACGUCCAUCAAUAAUACCAACCAAUGCGGCUGCUUAUAAACGUCCACAACCAUAUCCAACUGACAUGAAACGUAUGCGCGAACCACCAAUCAAGUCGUAUAAACCGAAUGCGUAUACCAUACUCAAAAAAUAUAAAUGAAAAAUCGCCAAUUACUUAUGAUAUACAAUAUCCUAUAUAUAUAUAUAUGAAAUUAACAUACACACAUCAUGUGUCUGGGGGACAAAGUAAAACUAUAUAAAAGCAGAGCAGAGCAAAACAGAAAAAACCAAUCAACAAAUAAGCAAAACGAAAAAACGAAAUAUAACAUCUAAGAGAAUACAAACAAAAAACAAAUAAUCCACGACGCUAAAUAAUAUAAUAAUAUACAAACCAUGUAUAAAAUAAAUGAUGAUGAAACGUAUAUUAACAAUAUAUAUUACCAUAUAUGAAUUUA
Molecule: messenger RNA, 1361 nt
Organism: Drosophila willistoni
Lineage: Eukaryota; Metazoa; Arthropoda; Insecta; Diptera; Drosophilidae
Gene: qkr58E-3
Product: KH domain-containing, RNA-binding, signal transduction-associated protein 2
Exons: 6
Coding region: 98-1066 (322 amino acids)
Biological process (GO): regulation of alternative mRNA splicing, via spliceosome
Cellular component (GO): nucleus
Molecular function (GO): mRNA binding
Source: RefSeq, a predicted model, not a curated record